This is a messenger RNA of Podarcis raffonei (Aeolian wall lizard), 2187 nucleotides long. It is a transcript of the gene CSTF2, whose product is annotated as cleavage stimulation factor subunit 2. NCBI's taxonomy places the organism in Eukaryota, Metazoa, Chordata, Lepidosauria, Squamata, Lacertidae. The coding region runs from base 249 to 1874 and encodes 541 amino acids. The record is from RefSeq and is a predicted model, not a curated record. The transcript is spliced from 4 exons.
CUAGCACAGUGCAUGUUGCUUCUCAAGCUUGGGCUGCCAUUCGCCCGGAUUUUCCUGGACAUGACUGGGAAUGGGAUUUCAAUGGCAGAAUUGACAUCCAGGGGGAAUUUCCCAAAGGCGGCACUUUGUCCUUUGCAGCCUGACUUAGGACAGUGCAUGUUGCUUCUUGAGCAAAGCGGUGGCACAGAGGUGAUGCACUUGAACUGGAAUAGUACUGUGCUGUCAGUCUUCUCUCCCUAGAUUUUCUGAUGUCCUCUCCCAGCGCCUCCUUGCUUCUCAUCCUCUUCUGCAGGGAUUAUCUUGGGACAAUGCACCAGAGGUCUCUCUACCAGGGUCCCCCCAUGCACGGCAUGGCUGGUUAUGACACCCGUGGACCGCCACCCCGUGUAACAAGUGGCGGACCAGUGAGAGAACACAGUCAAGUGCCCUUGGUGGAUGUCCAAGGUGGAAGAGGCAUGGAUGGCAGGGGCAUCAUAUAUCAAGGCAUGGAGCGCAGAGAGAUGGAAGAGAAGGACAUGGAGCCCACUAGAGGCAGGGAGCCCGGACGCAUGGAAUAUCAAGGCAUGGAGCGCAGAGAGAGGGACGUGGUGCCCACUAGCGGCAGGGGAGAGAUGGGAGAGAGGGACAUGGUGCCCACUAGAGGCAGGGAGCCCAGACGCAUGGAAUAUCAAGGCAUGGAGCGCAGAGAGAGGGAUGUGGCGCCCACUAGAGGCAGGGGAGAGAUGGGAGAGAGGGACAUGGUGCCCACUAGAGGCAGGGAGCCCAGACGCAUGGAAUAUCAAGGCAUGGAGCGCAGAGAGAGGGACGUGGUGCCCACUAGAGGCAGGGGAGAGAUGGGAGAGAGGGACAUGGUGCCCACUAGAGGCAGGGAGCCCAGACGCAUGGAAUAUCAAGGCAUGGAGCGCAGAGAGAGGGACGUGGCGCCCACUAGAGGCAGGGGAGAGAUGGGAGAGAGGGACAUGGUGCCCACUAGAGGUGGGGAGCCCGGACGCAUGGAAUAUCAAGGCAUGGAGCGCAGAGAGAGGGACGUGGCGCCCACUAGCGGCAGGGGAGAGAUGGGAGAGAGGGACAUGGUGCCCACUAGAGGUGGGGAGCCCAAACGCAUGAAAUAUCAAGUCAUGGAGUGCAGAGUGAGGGACAGGGCGCCCACUAGAGCCAUAAGGCCCAGAGGAAUGGGAUAUCAAGGGAUGGAGUCCAAAGGGAUGGAAUACGUGGUCAAGGUGCUCCCUAGAGGCACAGAGCCACCUAGAGGCAUGAACUCUCAAGGCACACAGCCUCAUGGAAUAGAUCCCAGAGCCAUGAAUCAUCAAGGCAUGGAGCCCAGAUGGAAGGAAUACAUGGUCAAGGUGCUCCCUAUAGGCAUCGUGCCACCCAGAGCCAUGAAUUAUCAAGGCACGGGGGCCAGAAGGAUGGAAUUCUUGGUCAUGGUGCUCCCUAGAGGCACGGAGCCACCUAGAGUCAUGAACUCUCAAGGCACACAGCCUCAUGGAAUAGCUCCCAGAGCCAUAGAGCCUCCCCAGGGCAUGGAACCCAAAGGCUUGGAGCCAACGACUGGAGAAAUUCAAGGUCCUGAACCUUUGAGCAAGGCAGCAACUGAUCUGCAGGAACCUGAACAGGUGGUCAGCAUGCCUAUAGCAGCAGCAGAACAAGAUGUAGACAUGCAAGAAGCAUGCGAGCAAGCAGCCAGCCAACCUGAGGGCUUCAGUCCUGGCCAAGAUGAAGAAGAACACCUGGAUAAAGAUGACGCCGAAUGCAUUGAAGAAUUCCUCAAUAUGACGGACGAAGAGUUGGCUGAUUUUCAUUCAGAGGAAUGGCUGAACAAUUUCGAAAUGAAAGACGAUACACUGAAUGACUCCGACAACGCCAUGGGGUAAGAGGGGAGCUGGGCACUACAAAACAUGCUAAGACCGUGCCAAGCCCAGCUUGGAUGGCACUUGCUUCACAGUCUCACCCAGUCGAUCAUCUCAUUAGCAAAGGCUGUGCUAGUUAAUGUACUCCCAUUACCUUCUUUUUCCAAUGAACAAUCAGUUAUACUAAAGGGCAGAAUCCAGCACUUAUUUCUCCUGUUCAAACCCCCUUGAAAUGAAGGUAGGUGUACAAACACCCCCAUGCCCUCAUCUUCAGCUGACCAUUUCAGGGUCUUGGAACAUUGCACCUUUGGGGGAAAAGGUUGUGCCCACAGUCCCA